CACAACUCCUAUUACUCAACUUUUAUGGUUGUUUGAGAACUAUAAUGCCUUUAGACAGUUCAAGUGAAGCCCAUUUACUCAUGAGAGGAAUAUAAGCCACAUUCGGAGAGUGAAACUCAGUAUGCAGUGUACUGAUAUCACCUCCAGAAAGAGAGGGAAUGACACAAGAAUGGACAAAAGAAUAAAUCAGAAAUUAUUUCCUGAACCCAGCUGUGUGUCCAUGAAGAGUAACCAGUCAAUAGAUGAUGUCAUUAACUUUAGUUUAGGAGACUCAUCUGCUGAUUUGAGAAAACUCAGUGUGGAGGAAGAGGAUGAAGGCCAAAGCAAAGUCAAUCAUAGGUUUCCAAACAGGACAUUGCUUGUCCAGGGAAAAGCAAACCAAACAGACCUCACUACUAUGCUACAGAAAAAAUGUAUCCCUAUGUGUUUGCAAAAAUACAAAUCCAGACUGGGAGAGAAAUUCCAGUGGCUCAAUGAUGGAAUAUCAUAUCAAGGGAACUUAACACUUUUGAAUGGGAUCUAUACAGAAAUCUUCAUCACAGAGGGAAACAGUGGAGAGGUCAACAAUGAACAUGAGGUGAGACAGAUUGAGAUGUUCAGAAGGCUAGAAAAGCAGGAAAUAUCAAUUAAAUGCAAUGACAUCUUUAAACCCGCACCUGGACAAUACAAACCCAUCAGAAGUGUGUUGACAAAAGGAGUUGCUGGCAUUGGAAAAACAGUGUCAGUACAGAAGUUCAUUCUGGACUGGGCUGAGGAAAAAGCAAACAAUGACGUGCACCUCAUAUUUUCACUUCCUUUCAGGGAGCUGAAUUUAAUGAAGGAGGAAAAUAUCAGUCUAAUGGAGCUUCUCCAUCGAUUUUUCUCAGAUAUCGAGGAACUGAGAUCAACAGACCUUGAUCAUUAUAAAAUUUUGUUUAUCUUUGAUGGGCUUGAUGAGUGUCGACUUCCUUUAAAUUUCCAAACUAAUCAGACGUUGUCUGAUGUCACACAAUCAGCUUCAAUGGAUGUGUUGCUGACCAACCUCAUCAAAGGAGAGCUGCUUCCUUCUGCUCUCAUAUGGAUAACCUGUCGACCAGCAGCAGCCAGUCAGAUCCCUUCUGAGUGUGUUGAUCGGGUUACAGUGGUACAAGGAUUCAGUGAUCCUCAGAAAGAAAUGUAUUUCAGGAAGAAGAUAAAUGAUCAGAGUCUGGCCAACAGAAUCAUCUCGCAUAUCAAAUCAUCAAGAAGCCUGUAUAUCAUGUGUCACAUACCAGUCUUUUGCUGGAUUUCAGCCACUGUUCUAGAGGAAAUGUUGGACAAAGCAGAGAGUUCAGUGAUCCCCAAAACUCUCACUCAAAUGUUCACACACUUCUUGAUCUUUCAGACCAAAUUGAAGACCCAGAAGUAUGAUGAGAGAAGUGAGGUAGAUCUUCAGCAGGCCAAAAGAACAAUUUUUUCACUGGGCAAAUUGGCUUUUGAACAACUGGAAACAGGCAACCUGAUUUUCUAUGAGGAGGACCUGAGACAAUGUGGCAUUGAUGUCAGAGAAGUGUCAGUGUACUCAGGAGUCUUUACCCAGAUCUUCAGAGAGGAGAUUGGGUUGUGUCUAGGGAAAGUGUACAGCUUUGUGCAUCUGAGCAUUCAGGAGUUUUUUGCUGCUUUAUUCAGGUUUCUCUCCUUUGUUUCUGAUACAAGGUCAGAAAUAACCCAUUUUCAGAAAAAGGAAGUGGACAAGGCUUUGCAGAGUGAGAACGGACACUUGGAUCUUUAUCUACGCUUUCUUCUGGGUCUCUCCCUGGAGUCCAAUCAGAGUCUCUUGCAAAGUCUAUUGAGACAGACAGGAAAUACAACUCACAGCAAUCUGGAAAUUACUGUGUACAUCAAGGAGAAAAUCAGGGAAAAUCCCUCCCCAGAAAAAUCCAUAAAUCUGUUUCACUGUCUGAAUGAACUGAAUGAUCAUUUACUACAGCAAGAAGUCCAAACAUACCUGAAGGGAUCUCAUAUUAAUCGUCUUGCUGAUGUUAAGCUGUCUCCUGAUCAGUGGUCAGCUUUGGUGUUUGUGUUACUGAACUCAGAAGAGGAGCUUAAUGAGUUUGAACUAAGUAAAUACCAUCAAUCAGAAGAAGGUCUUCUGAGGCUGCUGCCAGUGGUCAAAGUAUGUAGAAAAGCAAAUCUGAGUGGCUGUUUUCUCACAUGGAGAAUCUGUUCAGCUCUGGCCAAAGCUCUUAGAAAUUUGAGAGUGCUGAACCUGUGUCAUAAUAACCUGCAAGAUUCAGGAAUGAAGCUGCUCUCUGCUGGACUAAAGAACUCUUACUGUAAACUCAAGACAUUAAACCUGUACAACUGCAGCAUCGGGGAGGAGGGUUUUGAUGCUCUUAUUUCAGCUCUGAGAUUAAACCCCUCACACUUGAGAGAACUGGAUGUGAGCUGGAAUAAACCAGGUGUCUCUGGAGUUAUGUUGCUCUCUGAUCUACUAAAGGAUCCACACUGUAACCUGGAGAAACUACAGCUAUGUAACUGUGAUAUUAGAGAGGAAAGUUUUGCUGUUCUGGCUUCAGCUCUGAGAUCAAACUCCUCACUCCUGAGAGAACUGAACCUCAGCUCUAAUAAACCAGGAGAUUCAGGAGUGGAACUGUUGUCUGAUGUACUGAAGGAUCCACACUGUAAACUGGAAAAACUACAGCUGUCUGAUUGCAGUAUUAAAGAGAAAGGUUGUGCUGUUCUUGCUUCAGCCCUGAGAUCAAACUCCUCACACCUGAGAGAACUAAAUCUGAGCUAUAAUAAACCAGGAGAUUCAGGAGUGAAACUGCUCAAUGAUCUGCUGGAGGAUCCACAGUGUAAACUAGAGAAACUACAUUUAUUACCUCACCUGCCGUAAGUCACACAUGAACCUGAUGUCACUGACACUAACUACAAAAAACAAACAACUUUCUUCUGACUGAGAGACCUGAGUGCCCCACACUGGACAAACAUCUGAACUGACCCAGCACCAUUCAACAAAAAGGCUGCCAGAGCUUUUUGAACACAAAAGUUGUGUGUUAUUAUUAGUGUUGUAGAUGAUAAAUGCUGUCAUAUCUCCUCAAGAUUGUAACUUAGCUACUUACGAAUGUGAAUUAUGUAAUUCAGCUUAUCAAAAAGUUUGGUAAGGCUGGCUAAUAAUAUUAUUUAUAUUAGUGUAAUGUAAGUGUAAUGUAUAAUUUAUAGAAUUUUGUAUUUGCAACAGUGAGAUGUGUUGUGAGGAUUGAGUGUAUGCAUCUGUUUAAUGGUAUGUGGAUUGUUUGUUGAACAACUGUGAACAGACACUGUCAUGCAAGAAGAAUUCGUCUGACAAUAAGUAUCAAACCAUAUUAUCAAAUUCUUUACAUGUUAUAUUGAUUAAUGUAAUUAAUAAAAAAAAAAAUUAAAAUAGUAAAUAAUUGCAUAUCAAUAUAUGCAGAGAAACAAAACAAAUCUACUUUUUUAAAUAUGUAAAUACAAUUUAAAGUUGAUAGAUACUAGAUAUUUGGGCAUUUAAAUUAAUUUAAUUUAAUUUAAUAUCCAUACUGUCAGUAAAAUUUAGAUUAGAAAAAAAACAAACAGAUUUUAUGAUAACAUUUUGCAUAAUCAUUGUGGGAAAAGUUAUUUUGGUCAAAGUCAGGCAAAUAAAUGUAAGUACAUAACGCCUUUAAAAUUAAUACUGUUCAGCAUUUUAAGUCAGUAGGAUUAAUAUCUUUACACAAAAGGCUUUAAAUACUAGGAAUGACCUUAAGUGCUGAUCACACCUAAUUGUUGUGAAAUAAGUACUACAUAUAUAGACAAAAUGGCCACCCUGAGCCAAUGAAUCAACCAACUGUAAUAGCAUCAAAUGACAACUUUCAUUUGUUUAUGAUUUAUUGAAAUCAAUGCAAAAAAUGGUGUAUUAGUAACAGGUUACUUUAUGUUUAAUAAGUAUUGAUGAAUGAAAUGACAUGGUCAAUUUUAAUUUACUGUAUUCAUUAAUAUUCUUGCUGAAUGUUGCCCUCUAAGCAAUACAGUACUAUAUUGAAAAAUACAAGAAGUCUAAAUGAAAGUAUGCAUCAUAUUCAAAAAGUAAAAUGUGCAAUAUAUAAAUGCAUUUUCACUUCAUCAAAAGAAAAUAACAGACCUAAACAGCAAAAACAUACCUGUUUCAAGCAAUGUAGAAUUUUAAGCACUAGAAUUUUAUAAUUUGUAAGUACUCAGAACUUAUAACGUUGUUGUUAUUUUUAAAUGUACAGAUAAUCAUAGCCUAAAUAAAAGAUUAUUAUGA
Molecule: messenger RNA, 4246 nt
Organism: Labeo rohita (rohu)
Lineage: Eukaryota; Metazoa; Chordata; Actinopteri; Cypriniformes; Cyprinidae
Product: NACHT, LRR and PYD domains-containing protein 3
Exons: 10
Coding region: 122-2857 (911 amino acids)
Molecular function (GO): protein binding
Source: RefSeq, a predicted model, not a curated record